UUGGAAAAGAGGAGGUAAAAGGAAACUAUGAUGGCUAUCACGGAAGAAAUGCUGUUAAUUGGCGAGGACACGAUUAUAAGAAUAAACAACGAUCCGGAAAUGAACAUUUACGAAUUGGAUAAUAAUAUAAAUGAAACUUUCAUCUACAAUCAAAGUAACUAUCAUCUGUUUUACAAUGAUUCUAUGUCAGAAGAUUACAUCUUCGAUAGGACCGACGUUAAAGUGAUUUUUAUUUUACUCUACACUGUCGUUUUCGUUUGCUGCCUUUUCGGUAACCUAAUGGUAAUUCUCGUGGUAACGUUUUCCCGUCGCUUACGAAGCAUCACGAAUUUCUUCUUGGCAAAUUUAGCAGUGGCAGACUUUUGCGUCGGUAUAUUUUGCGUCUACCAAACUCUGAUAAAUUAUUUGAUGAAUAGUUGGCGAUUAGGUAACUUUCUUUGCAAAGUUUAUAUGUUCGUUCAUGCACUUUCAUAUACGGCAAGUAUUCUGAUACUGAUGGUUGUAUGCAUCGAGAGAUAUUUGGCAACGGUACACCCAAUGAAAUGUAAAUCGAUGUUAACGAGAAGUCGUUUAAGAGCAGUCAUUGGUAUCAUUUGGAUAAUAGCAGCAUUUUAUGCAUCACCGAGAUUUAUUUAUUUCGAAACAAUAAGCAACGAAUUGAGCGACGGUGACGUUGAUAUCAUCUGCGGACCUAAUAUGAAAAAAUACAAGAAACACGUCAUCGAUGCAGUUAACUUCAUCUUCCUUUAUCUUCUACCACUCGCAUUGAUGUCCUAUCUCUACACUAAAAUUGCUGUACGUCUAUGGAGAAGCGGGGUUGCUCUCGGUGGACCUGGCCUAGUAGCAAAAACUAGGAACGGUAGAGUUCAGCAUAUUCGUACUUCCUGCAGGAACGUUCUUAGAACAAGACGUGGUGUCAUAAGGAUGCUGAUUGCUGUAGUAGUACUUUUCGCACUUUGCAAUUUACCGCAACAAGUUCGCAUAAUUUGGCUACACUGGGGUCCAAAUUACGACCGAACUUCAAAUUUUACAACUCUCCUGACCGUAUCGACUUUCUUGAUAUCUUAUACGAAUUGCUGUUUGAAUCCAUUUCUCUAUGCCUUCCUAUCGCGUAACUUCCGUCAAGGAAUGAGAGAAAUUCCUUGUUGCAAAAGUAAAGGAGAUCGUGCAGCAGGUGGAUUGGCUUUAACUGGUUGUGCUAGUGGGGAAACAACAAGACAAGAAAAUGGGACAAGCGGGAAUCUCAUUCCGCAUAGUUUGCUUGUACGAUUGAGUUCGGUACAAGAGAGUCCUUGUACAACACAUACUAUACCGAGAAGGAAUACCUACGAGAAGAGUACCUAGUAGAAGUGUACCAUUUCAAACACGAAUAUUCAUUAAAUUUAUCUAAUUAAGCUUAAUUAAAUCCAAUUUGAA
This is a messenger RNA of Polistes canadensis, 1416 nucleotides long. RefSeq names its product allatostatin-A receptor-like. NCBI's taxonomy places the organism in Eukaryota, Metazoa, Arthropoda, Insecta, Hymenoptera, Vespidae. The coding region runs from base 28 to 1344 and encodes 438 amino acids. Gene Ontology annotation, molecular function: neuropeptide Y receptor activity. The transcript is spliced from 4 exons. Gene Ontology annotation, biological process: G protein-coupled receptor signaling pathway. Gene Ontology annotation, cellular component: plasma membrane. The record is from RefSeq and is a predicted model, not a curated record.